This is a messenger RNA of Scheffersomyces amazonensis, 622 nucleotides long. It is a transcript of the gene GIM5, whose product is annotated as Gim5p. Bases 115 to 585 code for a protein of 156 amino acids. Lineage: Eukaryota; Fungi; Ascomycota; Pichiomycetes; Serinales; Debaryomycetaceae. Gene Ontology annotation, biological process: RNA polymerase I assembly; protein folding; RNA polymerase II core complex assembly. Gene Ontology annotation, cellular component: cytoplasm; prefoldin complex. The record is from RefSeq and is a predicted model, not a curated record. The transcript has a single exon.
AAUUCAUCUCCCCCUACCAAAAAAAAAAGAGUUCCCACUAAAAAAAAUUAUAUACAUAUAUCGUCGAUAUCGCAGAAACAUACUGACAAGUACCGACAGUAUAGAAGUUAAAUCAUGUCGGCUACACCAUCUAAUAAGGUAGAUUUAGCAAGUCUUGCACCUCAACAAUUGGUAGAAUUUAGAAAAUCCAUUGAUCAAGAAAUAAAUCAUUUUACUCAAUCAUUACAAGCUUUACAAACAGCACAAUCUAAAUUAAAAGAUUGUAUAACUAGUGUAGAUAAUUUAGAGAAAUCUAAAACUGAAAAUUUAUUAGUUCCAUUAACAAGUUCAUUGUAUUUACCUGGUAAAUCUAUAAAGAAAAAUGAGUAUUUAGUUGAUAUAGGUACUGGUUACUUUGUGGAAAAGCUGGCUAAUGAUGCAAAGAAGGUUUAUGAUUAUAAAGUUAAAAGAUUAGAUGAAGAUUCUAAAAAAUUAAAGGAAAUAUUAGUACAAAAGAAUGAAUUAUUAAAUACUGUUAAUUUAGUAUUAAGAAAGAAAAUGAUUGAAAUAGAAAGUCAACAACAAAGUCAGGGUCAAAAAGUAUAAAUAGAUAGAUAUUCGUAAAUCAUUAACUUCUGCAUUC